Stylophora pistillata is the source of this 1116-nucleotide messenger RNA. Its product is annotated as gamma-aminobutyric acid type B receptor subunit 2-like. NCBI's taxonomy places the organism in Eukaryota, Metazoa, Cnidaria, Anthozoa, Scleractinia, Pocilloporidae. Gene Ontology annotation, molecular function: G protein-coupled GABA receptor activity. The record is from RefSeq and is a predicted model, not a curated record. Gene Ontology annotation, cellular component: G protein-coupled receptor heterodimeric complex; membrane. Gene Ontology annotation, biological process: gamma-aminobutyric acid signaling pathway; G protein-coupled receptor signaling pathway.
AUUUGGAACCACUGAGAGUCCAAGUUGUGUCCAAAUUGUACAUUUUCAGAUAAUCAGCCACCCCUGGACCGCACCAUCAUCUAUAGAGAGAUUCAAUUGAUGAAGAUUUCCCUCCCAGUGACGAUUGCUGUGUGGCUGUUUGCAGCCAUUGGAGUGGCCUUUUCAUUUGGAUUUUUGGGUUUUAGCAUAAGAAACAGACAAACCAGGAUAAUAAAGAUGUCAUCGCCAAACCUCAAUAAUAUCAUGGUCAUGGGAAGCAUACUAUGUUACAUCUCGGUGAUUUUGUUUGGAAUUGAUGGGAGGUUCUUGACGUUGGAAGAGUACACCAGGAUCUGUAACGUGAGGCUUAAAUAUUACUUUGUCUGGUCACAGGUUCGAAGUGCAGUUCUGUGCAUUGGGUAUUCUUUAUCAUUUGGUGCCAUGUUCAGCAAAACCUGGCGAGUUCACAAAAUAUUUGCAGCCGGCGCAAGCCUUAAAAAAAUGGCAAUCAAGGACCAUCACCUGUUAGUGACUGUGGCGGCAUUGCUGAUGACUGAUGUGGUGUUUUUAAGCUGCUGGAUUGCAACAGAUCCUUUCCAAUCCGAAAUGCGGAAAUUCGAAGAAACUUUGGGCGAAGUUCACCGAGAAUACCAAGUUGUUAUCAUCCCAGCAUUGUACCAAUGCACUUGCAAAUACAAGAUGUAUUUUUUUGCGGUCGUAUUUACAUACAAAGGGCUGCUGCUGUUGUUCGGGAUCUUUUUGGCCUGGGAGACACGCAACGUAACCAUCCCAGCACUGAAUGACUCAAAAUACAUCGGAAUGUCGGUUUACAACGUGUUCGUAUUGUCCGUCAUUGGUGCUGUGGUGUCGCUGGCAUUGGAAGGAUCUGAGCACUAUAACGCAUCCUAUGCCCUUUUAUCCAUGUGCUUGAUCAUGGGUACUUCCUUGACGAUGCUGUUAGUGUUUGUUCCCAAGAUUUACCACUUUUACUCUAAGGAUGAAGUAACAGCCCAGGGGAUCCGAGCCGUUCACUUGAUGGAGGGGCAAAACUCACAGUUUAGCUGUAAAGCAACGCAGACUACCUUUAACUCUUCAGGGUGUGCAGGUAGAAAAAAAAAGUGACUAAGAAUAGUAGGA